Molecule: messenger RNA, 3585 nt
Organism: Limanda limanda (common dab)
Lineage: Eukaryota; Metazoa; Chordata; Actinopteri; Pleuronectiformes; Pleuronectidae
Gene: sulf1
Product: sulfatase 1
Exons: 18
Coding region: 1-3420 (1139 amino acids)
Cellular component (GO): cell surface; endoplasmic reticulum; plasma membrane
Molecular function (GO): N-acetylglucosamine-6-sulfatase activity; glycosaminoglycan binding
Source: RefSeq, a predicted model, not a curated record
AUGCUGAGUCAGUGGCUUGUCUGCUUGGCCCUUUUGUCCCUGGACUGGGCUCCAGGCAGCUGGGCCUUCACCACCACCAGGGCUCAGAGCCUGAGGGGUCGCAUCCAGAGAGACCGCAGAAACAUCCGGCCCAACAUCAUCCUCAUUAUGACCGACGACCAGGAUGUUGAGUUGGGUUCUCUACAGGUGAUGAAUAAAACCCGUAAACUCAUGGAAGAUGGGGGCACUAGUUUUACCAAUGCCUUUGUUUCCACACCCAUGUGCUGCCCGUCACGAUCCUCCAUGUUGACGGGCAAGUACGUCCACAACCACAACACCUACACCAACAAUGAGAACUGCUCGUCGCCCUCCUGGCAAGCUCAGCACGAGCCACGCUCAUUCGCUGUGUACCUCAACAACACCGGCUACAGGACAGGCUUCUUCGGGAAGUACCUCAAUGAGUACAACGGCAGCUACAUCCCACCUGGGUGGCGCGAAUGGGUCGGAUUGAUCAAAAAUUCCCGCUUCUAUAAUUACACCGUCUGUCGAAAUGGUUACAAGGAGAAACAUGGUGCUGAGUAUGCCAAGGACUAUUUCACAGAUCUGAUCACCAACGACAGCACCAACUUUUUCCGCAUCUCCAAGAAGAUGUAUCCUCACCGUCCCGUCAUGAUGGUCAUCAGUCACGCUGCCCCUCACGGCCCAGAAGACUCGGCGCCUCAGUACUCGGAGCACUUCCCGAAUGCUUCUCAACACAUCACCCCCAGCUACAACUAUGCCCCAAAUAUGGACAAACACUGGAUCAUGCAGUACACGGGCCCCAUGAGACCCAUCCACAUGGAGUUCACCAACUUUCUCCACAGGAAAAGGCUGCAGACACUCAUGUCUGUGGAUGACUCAGUGCAGAAGGUUUUUGAAAUGCUGGAGGAAACUGGAGAACUGGAAAACACUUAUAUUAUUUAUACAGCAGACCAUGGCUACCACAUCGGUCAGUUUGGGCUGGUCAAGGGCAAAUCGAUGCCGUAUGACUUCGACAUCCGUGUGCCGUUCUUCCUGAGAGGACCCAAUAUUGAGCAAGGGGCAGUAAACCCUCAUCUGGUGCUGAACAUCGACUUAGCUCCUACGAUUCUCCACAUCGCUGGGCUGGACACGCCUCCAGACAUGGAUGGAAAGUCAAUUCUGAAGCUGCUGGAACAGGAAAGGACUGGCAAUAGAUUCAAACCCAACCGGAAACCCAAAGUCUGGAGAGACACAUUCCUGGUGGAACGAGGAAAGAUCCUGAGGAAGAAGGAAGACUCGGUGACCACUCAGCACACCAACAGUCUGCCCAAGUACAAGAAGGUCAAAGAGACCUGCCAGCAGGCCGAGUUCCAGACACCCUGUGAACAGCCCGGACAGAAAUGGCACUGUGUGGAGGAGAUUUCAGGAAAGUGGAGGAUCCAGAAGUGUAAGGGUGGAUCGAAAGAGGGCUCCAGGAAGAGGGCGCGCAGCCUGAAGCCUCGCAGCAGUUAUGACAACAGAGAGAGGGGCUGUGACUGCGGGGGUGCGCUCUUCAAACCCUCCAGAGCGGAACGCCGCUCCCAUCGUCAGUUCUCCUCCUCAUCUGGACACCGGUAUCGGCCACGUUUCGUUCACACCCGGCCCACCAGGUCUCUGUCUGUUGAGUUCGAGGGACAGAUUUAUGACAUUGAUCUGCAAGCGGAUGACCAGUCAGCUGUCCGCCGCCGUGUCAUCUCCAAGCGUCAUCACACCCAAGAGGGACCAGAGUUUGAUCUGGGGACAGACGACGGAUCAGAGGAAAUGCUGGCCGACGAUACGAAUGCUGUGGGAUACCCUCACUCUGUGAAAGUCACACACAAGUGUUAUAUUCUGAUGAAUGACAGUGUCCAUUGUGAAAGAGAAAUCUACCAAUCAUCCCGAGCCUGGAAAGACCACAAGAGCUACGUGGACCAGGAGAUCGAAGCGCUUCAAGACAAAAUCAAAAACCUGAGGGAAGUGAGAGGCCACCUGAAGAGGACACGACCAGAGGAGUGUGACUGUGGAAAGAAAGGCUAUUAUAUCAAAGGAGACAGAAACAAGGGAGAGAGAUUGAAGAGCAGGAGUGAUCAGCUCCAUCCCUUUAAGGAGGCUGCUCAGGAAAUCGACGGGAAGGCUCAGUUGUACAAUGAGAUCCGGAGACGGAAAAAGGAGAGGAAGGAGAAGAAGCGGCAGAGGAAGGGAGACGACUGCAGCCUGCCCGGACUCACAUGCUUCGCGCACAACAACGACCACUGGCAGACCGCUCCUUUCUGGUCAUUGGGCGGAUUCUGCGCUUGCACCAGUUCCAACAACAACACCUACUGGUGCCUGAGAACCAUCAACGAGACCCACAACACGCUGUUCUGCGAGUUUUCCACCGGCUUCCUGGAGUACUUUGACCUCAACAGUGACCCCUACCAGCUGACCAACGCCGUGUACGCCGUGGACCGGGACGUGCUGAACUCGCUGCACGCUCAGCUCAUGGAGAUGAGAAGUUGUCAGGGAUACAAGCAGUGUAACCCCCGACCUAAAGGACAGGACACAGCACACAACCAAUAUGGGACGGACGACAGGGUUAAACUGCCCAACCUGACGGACGAGGUGGUGAACUGGCAGGGACUGGAGGAUCUGUAUAGCCUAAACGAAAGCCUUUAUGAAAGUAGGCCCGACUACAGCCCCAGCCCAGAAGACUGGGUCAACUUUCAGAAGGAUGUAGAUAAUAUGUUUGCACUGCGACACGUUUUAAACAAAUUCAACCGAACCCAUAAGCUCGACGACUCCACCCUGCCAGAGCUGGGCUCCGGGGCCGGGGGCGGAGGCUUUGACGAGGGCAGCGGCGGAGAGUUGGUCUGGCCGGGCCCGGCCCCAGAGGUCCGCCUCACCACCCCCACCCCCAGUGAAACACCACCAGCACCACCCACACCCAGGCCCGUGCUGGAGAGGAAACUGGAGUCUGUUGUGAACGACCUUCCGGAGCGGGUCGCAGGUCGGUCGCCGUCACCAGUGGCCGCAUCGUCGUCCGGCCCGAGGAGAGACGAGCUCAUCUUGCAGAGCGACACGUGGGCGCGACAGCUGGAGGAGCUGGAAGGAGACGUGUUCAGCGGGAACGGACUGACGGAGCUGGAGUCCCGGCACGACAACCAGCUGGAGCCCGGGCUCGGCCACGUGGAGGUGAGCGGCCCUCGGGGUCUCGGCCUGGGCCUGGACCCCGAAGAGGAGGAGGACAUUUUCCAGGCACAAGGCUACCUCCCUCUCUCCCCACAGACACUGAAGCCCAAGGUGCAGGCCAGCACCACCGGGAGCCCCCCCACCACACAGACUAGCACCCCGCAGAGCGCCGGGGUGGUCCUGCAGGCGCUGCCCCUCACCCUGGACUACGAGGGCAGCGGCUCUCUGCCUCAACCCUCCAAUCAGACCCUCUGAGGGCAGAUGCGAGCGCCGGCCGGCCAAUGAGCUGCCGGUCGCCACAGAGACACGGCGACUGCGAGAUGCGCUCGCCAAGAGAAGCGGCGAGCGAUGCCACCUCAGUCAGUCAGAGUUGUACAAUGAGUAUUAAAAUUAUUGUUUAUUUUUUUACAGGUGCCUACA